GGAAUUCCGGGGCGGGGCCUGUCUGGAGCGGAAGAGCCUGGGCGGCGGUGCGGCUCUGCGGCCUUCGAGUUCUGGGGCGGCGGCGGCGGCGGGCGCGGGCACAGGCACGGGCACGGGGCGUGGCGCGGAGCGGGCAGGAGGCGCGCGCCGGGCGGCGGGGUGCGGCGUGAGGCCGGGCCCGCGCGGCCAUGAACCUAGAGCGGCUGCGGAAGCGCGUCCGGCAGUACCUCGACCAGCAACAGUAUCAAAGUGCUCUAUUUUGGGCAGAUAAAGUAGCUUCACUCUCUCAUGAGGAACCCCAGGACAUCUAUUGGCUGGCUCAGUGUCUUUACCUGACAGCACAGUAUCACAGAGCCGCCCACGCACUCCGGUCACGGAAACUGGACAAAUUGUAUGAAGCAUGUCGUUACCUUGCAGCUAGGUGCCAUUAUGCUGCAAAAGAGCACCAGCAGGCCCUUGAUAUUCUUGAUAUGGAAGAGCCAAUCAACAAAAGAUUAUUUGAAAAAUACUUGAAGGAUGAAAGUGGCUUCAAAGAUCCCUCCAGUGACUGGGAAAUGUCACAGUCUUCAAUAAAGAGUUCUAUUUGUCUUCUACGUGGGAAAAUCUAUGAUGCUCUGGAUAACCGAACUCUGGCUACCUACAGCUACAAAGAAGCUUUGAAGCUUGAUGUCUACUGUUUUGAAGCAUUUGAUCUUCUAACAUCACACCACAUGUUGACAGCACAAGAAGAAAAAGAACUUCUUGAAUCACUACCUCUUAGCAAGCUGGGUAAUGAAGAACAGGAAUUGCUGCGUUUUCUAUUUGAGAACAAAUUGAAAAAAUAUAAUAAGCCUAGUGAAACGGUCAUCCCUGAGUCUGUAAAUGGCUUGCAAGAGAAUCUGGAUGUGGUAGUGUCUUUAGCUGAGAGACAUUAUUAUAACUGUGAUUUUAAAAUGUGCUACAAACUUACUUCGGUAGUAAUGGAGAAAGAUCCUUUCCAUGCGAGUUGUUUACCUGUACAUAUAGGGACGCUUGUAGAGCUGAAUAAAGCCAAUGAACUUUUCUAUCUUUCUCAUAAACUGGUGGAUUUAUAUCCUAGUAAUCCUGUGUCUUGGUUUGCAGUGGGAUGUUACUAUCUCAUGGUCGGUCAUAAAAAUGAACAUGCCAGAAGAUAUCUCAGCAAAGCCACAACACUUGAGAAAACCUACGGGCCUGCAUGGAUAGCCUAUGGACAUUCGUUUGCGGUGGAGAGUGAGCAUGACCAAGCGAUGGCUGCUUACUUCACAGCAGCACAGCUGAUGAAAGGGUGUCAUUUGCCUAUGCUGUAUAUUGGAUUAGAAUAUGGUUUGACCAAUAACUCAAAACUAGCUGAAAGGUUCUUCAGCCAAGCUCUGAGCAUUGCACCGGAAGACCCUUUUGUUAUGCAUGAGGUCGGCGUGGUUGCAUUUCAGAAUGGAGAAUGGAAAACAGCCGAAAAAUGGUUUCUUGAUGCUUUGGAAAAAAUUAAAGCAAUUGGGAACGAGGUAACAGUUGACAAAUGGGAACCUUUGUUGAACAACUUGGGGCAUGUCUGCAGAAAACUUAAAAAGUACGCCGAGGCCUUGGAUUACCACCGCCAGGCACUGGUGUUGAUUCCUCAGAACGCAUCCACCUACUCUGCUAUUGGAUAUAUCCACAGUCUGAUGGGCAACUUUGAAAAUGCUGUGGACUACUUCCACACAUAUUUCUUUUUAGGAGCAGACAUUAAAGACAAAUUAAAAUGUUAUGACUUUGAUGUGCAUACAAUGAAGACACUAAAAAACAUUAUUUCACCUCCGUGGGAUUUCAGGGAAUUUGAAGUAGAAAAACAGACUGCAGAAGAAACGGGGCUUACGCCAUUGGAAACCUCAAGGAAAACUCCAGAUUCCAGACCUUCCUUGGAAGAAACCUUUGAAAUUGAAAUGAAUGAAAGUGACAUGAUGUUAGAGACGUCUAUGUCAGACCACAGCACGUGACUCCAGUCAGUGGUCCUGGUCCCGCUGUCCCGGUGUAGGUUAGUAUUCUCUCACAUCCUCUCCAUGGCUUAAGAACGUCCCACUUCCUAACGUGACUCCAAACUGCAUCUCUACAUUUAGGAACAGAGACCCGCCUUAAGAGACUGGAUCGCACACCUUUCCAACAGAUGUGUUCUGAUUCUCUGAACCUACAAAAUAGUUAUACAUAGUGGAAUAAAGAAGGUAAACCAUC
Messenger RNA from Cercocebus atys (sooty mangabey), 2205 nucleotides. It is a transcript of the gene CDC16, whose product is annotated as cell division cycle 16. The coding region runs from base 189 to 1973 and encodes 594 amino acids. Gene Ontology annotation, molecular function: protein binding. Gene Ontology annotation, biological process: cell division. The record is from RefSeq and is a predicted model, not a curated record. NCBI's taxonomy places the organism in Eukaryota, Metazoa, Chordata, Mammalia, Primates, Cercopithecidae. The transcript is spliced from 17 exons.